Molecule: messenger RNA, 1609 nt
Organism: Dipodomys ordii (Ord's kangaroo rat)
Lineage: Eukaryota; Metazoa; Chordata; Mammalia; Rodentia; Heteromyidae
Product: cytochrome P450 2F2
Exons: 9
Coding region: 1-1263 (420 amino acids)
Biological process (GO): xenobiotic metabolic process
Cellular component (GO): cytoplasm; intracellular membrane-bounded organelle
Molecular function (GO): heme binding; iron ion binding; oxygen binding
Source: RefSeq, a predicted model, not a curated record
AUGGCACUGAGCAAGGAAUAUGGCUCCAUGUACACCGUGUACCUGGGGCCCAGGAGAGUCGUGGUACUCAGCGGGUACCAAACGGUAAAGGAGGCGCUGGUGGACCAGGGGGAGGAGUUCAGUGGCCGUGGAGAUUAUCCAGUGUUUUUCAACUUUACUAAGGGGAAUGGCAUCGCUUUCUCCAAUGGAGAACGGUGGAAGGCCCUGAGAAAGUUCUCUGUCCAGAUACUACGGAACUUUGGGAUGGGAAAGAGAAGCAUUGAGGAGCGGAUCCUGGAGGAAAGCAGCUUCCUGUUGGAGUCCCUGCAGAAUACACAAGGCGAGCCCUUCGACCCAGUGUUCGUGCUGAGCCGCUCCGUGUCCAACAUCAUCUGUUCUGUGAUCUUCGGCCACCGUUUCGAUUACAGCGACGAGCGUUUGCUGGCCAUUAUCCGCUUCAUCAAUGACAACUUCCAGAUCAUGAGCAGCCCCUGGGGCGAGCUAUACAACAUCUUCCCGGGUCUUCUGGACUGGCUGCCUGUGGGAUCGCACCGACGAAUGUUCCAGAACUUCAGAGGUAUGAAAGAUCUGAUCGCUCGCAGCAUCCGUGAACACCAGGCUACCCUAGACCCCGACAACCCCCGGGACUUCAUCGAUUGUUUCCUCACCAAGAUGGCACAGGAGAAGAAGGACCCGCUCACCCACUUCCAAAUGGACACCCUGCUGAUGACCACACAUAACCUCCUUUUCGGUGGCACCGAGACAGUGGGCACCACGCUGCGCCAUGCCUUCCUCAUACUAAUGAAAUACCCCAAAAUUCAAGCCCGCGUGCAGGAAGAGAUCGACGCCGUGGUGGGCCGCUCGCGACAGCCCACGCUGGAGGACCGCGCGGCCAUGCCCUACACCGAUGCCGUGAUCCACGAGGUGCAGCGCUUCGCUGACGUCAUCCCCAUGAACCUGCCGCACCGCGUCAUCAAGGACACGGCCUUCCGCGGCUUCCUGAUACCCAAGUUCAAGACACCCCAGGAGUUCAAUCCUGAGCAUUUCCUAGAUGCCAAUCAGUCCUUCAAGAAGAGUCCAGCCUUCAUGCCCUUCUCAGCUGGACGAAGGCUGUGCCUGGGGGAGCCUUUGGCCAAAAUGGAACUCUUCCUCUACUUCACUGCCAUCCUGCAGCGUUUCACCUUGCAGCCGCUGGGGGCGCCCGAAGACAUCGACCUGACCCCGCUCAGCUCUGGGCUGGGCAAUGUACCCAGGCCUUUCAAGUUGCGGGUGCUCCCGCGCUGACACCCCCACACCUGGAAGCCUGGCCUGUGAGCUUGGUAGUGAAUGUCUAUCUAGGGAAUAGUUUAUCUUUCUCCUCCACCGUCACUUUCCCUUUGCCUGUCAUCCUACAUCCAUCCUGUACCUUUAUCCACUGUGGGUUCAGAGAGAAAUACUUGGGGAUGGAAAUGCAUCUCCUGUGCCCUGGACCUGCACAAUGUGUUCUGUGACUUGCCCUUUCCUGGAAUUUCCAAUCCAAUUAUCUUUCUAAUAGAUUCUAACCUGUCUUGGCUGAGUUAAAUGACACUGGUAUUACCUAUCCAUGGUCAGAAUGGCCAUCAUUAAGAAAAUAAACAAUUGGUCACUGGUA